Molecule: messenger RNA, 762 nt
Organism: Bipolaris oryzae ATCC 44560
Lineage: Eukaryota; Fungi; Ascomycota; Dothideomycetes; Pleosporales; Pleosporaceae
Exons: 1
Coding region: 1-762 (253 amino acids)
Source: RefSeq, a predicted model, not a curated record
AUGGCUGUCAGGCCUGUCAAGCCCCCAGCGACCCCCAGCGACACCCCUCGCCGUCGCUCACACAGCGCUGCUCGCCCGUCCCCAUGCCACCCAUGCCGCCUCUCUCGACGCGUCUGCCUCUGCCUCUGCCUCUGCCUCUGCCUCUGCCUCUGCCCCCCCCUGCCACCGCCCGCCCUCGCUGCGUGCCCAGUGCUCGUCGCCGACAGCCCUACGUCCCUUGGCCGCUCGAGCCUGACGGAACUUCACGCGGCCCCGGGCACGAGUCUGUGUGCUGUCUCCAUCUCGGUCCCUGCGUGCGGCGUGCGUAUGCCUCUCUCCCAGGGCCCUGCCCGCAUCGAGCCUUCACAGCACCAUCAUCACGGCGUUGCUCGUCCGGCCUGCCUUUGCGGGGCCACCCUCGACGCAAGACGGCCUCCUCUCUGCUUGCCAGCCCGCCAGCCCGCCAGUCCGCCAGCCCGCCAGCCCGCGCCAGCCGUUGCCUCCACCUCCGCUAUGCUGCAUGCAGUGCUGCAACUGGGGGCCCCAAGUGCAAGCCAGAGCAGACGCAUCCAUCCACUGUGCCUCGCGCCGUCGUGGAUGCUGGGUGCUGGGUGCUGGGUGCUGGGUGCUGGGUGCAGCGGCACGCCCCACUUGCUCGUCUUCAGCCCCUCACCUGCCAUUGGCUGCUCCUCCACACAGCUCUGCGCUGCCUACGUAGGACGUUGUGCAUGUGCAAUCUCCAGACACCAGACCACUCACCGCGACUCGCCCGUCCCAAAAUGA